This is a messenger RNA of Owenia fusiformis, 419 nucleotides long. NCBI's taxonomy places the organism in Eukaryota, Metazoa, Annelida, Polychaeta, Sabellida, Oweniidae. The record is from the annotation of a GenBank genome assembly.
AGAUAAGGAAAUGUGGAUUUCCAUUAGUUUUGAAAUCUCGGAAAUACGGUUGUAAUACUCAAAUCAAAGGUAUUUUAAAGUAUUUGCAAAUAUUAGAGAGCUUCCGAUAUAAGUUAUUUGGAAUAUGCCAACCUGUACUUGUACAAGUCAGGUAUAGCACUGGGAAUUCUGGAAAUGAAGAAAGAGUGCUUCAAAUCACAACAAAUAUUGCUGGAAUAUUUAGGAAACGAGGACAAUUUUUUGAUGAAAAGUGCUUUUCUAGUUUCUUUGAGAAACCUUCCUCCCCAUUGGUGCAUAUGUCAUUUAAAAGUUAAAGUUGCAGUAUAAGUUUGGCUGAAAACUUAUAUUGAAAGCUCUCUAAUCUCUCACUUAUACCUAAGAAAAUAAAAUAUGGCUGCUUAUUAAAAUUAUAAAAUGGG